AUCUGGAGCUGUUCCUGAGAAUUGUCGAGUAGAAUAUCAAGUAUAACAUCAAUUGCUUUGGUUGGCCUGCCAAAAUGCUUCUUGAAGAAGACCCAGCCACGCUGAUCCACCACACCGUUACCAACUUCAACAUCCAGCCUGACAAACAAACCGUUACGCGCAUCAACGACUCCCUCUCCUCCCUUCAGCAGUCCCGCGACCUCCGCAUCCGCGAUGCAGAAAUCUCCCUCCGCAAACUAGCCCGAAGCCUCAACACACUUACUGCCCAGCACAACGAGACCGUCGCGUCUCACGAUCCAGCCCGUCAUGCUGCGUCCAUAGUAGAACUGGACACGAAAAAAUUUCGAAUUGCGAAGGCGGCUUCGGAACUUGAGAUCGAGAGUGAAAGGUUGGAGGCCGAGCUCGAGGCGUUGAAAGCUAGGUUGGCAGAGCUCGAUGCUCAAGGGCUAGAAGGGGAUGAGCAGGUGAGAAGGGAGCGAGAGGCGGAUGAUGCGACGAUAUUACGGCUCAAGAUCUACCGCUCGCUGGGAAUCGAUGUCGAGGCUGAUGAGUCGGGGAACUAUACCAAGGCCAUCAUUCGGAAUAGCCGAAAGGGAGAUGUUCAUGUUGUGAAUAUAGAUCCCAAAUUCUCACGACUCUUUUAUGCGAAUUACUUCUGGCAGACAAUGCAGGGCUAG
Messenger RNA from Coccidioides posadasii C735 delta SOWgp, 677 nucleotides. It is a transcript of the gene SPC24, whose product is annotated as kinetochore-associated Ndc80 complex subunit spc24. Gene Ontology annotation, biological process: chromosome segregation. The record is from RefSeq and is a predicted model, not a curated record. Gene Ontology annotation, cellular component: Ndc80 complex. Gene Ontology annotation, molecular function: microtubule binding. NCBI's taxonomy places the organism in Eukaryota, Fungi, Ascomycota, Eurotiomycetes, Onygenales, Onygenaceae.